AUGUCGCGAUGUGUUGACGCGCAGCACAGCAUGCGGUCCUCCAGCCCCGAGAUUGCAGCAGCAGCAGCAGCAGCAGCAGCAGCUCGCGCUGCUGCUGCUGUUGCUGCUGCACAGGCAGCAGCCAUUGCUGCAGCGCGAGGCCUGAGAAGGACGCUAGCUCCUGUUGGCGAGCGCUGCAGCAAGAAGGCAGCAGCAGUUGCUGAAGCAGCAGCAGCAGCAGAAACAAUAACAGCAGCAACAACAUCAGCAGCAGCAGCAUCAGCAGCAGCGGCAUUCAUACAGCUGCAGCAACAGCAGCACCUGCGCCGACACCAGCAGCAACCACAGCAGCAGCAGCAGCAGCAACACGAGCUGCAGCAUCAGCAGCAGCAGAAACAGCAGCAGCAGCAGCACCAGCACCAGCACAGCUUUGUCAGCAGCUGUUCUAGCCUUCACACCCAAAGGGUCUAG
Molecule: messenger RNA, 450 nt
Organism: Eimeria acervulina
Lineage: Eukaryota; Apicomplexa; Conoidasida; Eucoccidiorida; Eimeriidae
Exons: 3
Coding region: 1-450 (149 amino acids)
Source: RefSeq, a predicted model, not a curated record